AUGGGCAGGAUUCAUCGAGAAGAAUAUCGGUUUAAAAUCAAUUACAAAAUCUAUACUGAAGUAAUAAAAACGAGGUUUACAAACCAAUAUAACAUACCGUUUAUCGACACUCUUAACGAACUCGCCUGUGUUCUAAAUGAGGUGAUUCAGUUGUUGGACAGUUUCAACAAAAACAAGUGCGUACCACACGACAGCAGUUUUGAAAAGAACUUCGAAUCCCUAACAACAGGAGUCCGCGGAGAUUUCAUGGGGCUUCUAGUGCAUUUUGAUGAAAUGAAGGCCAAAGAGGCCAACUAUGAUGGGCAGCAUCUACAACACAAUCGAGAAAGUACCGCACCUGUGCCAUACUUGGAGGGAAGAGACCUUAAUUCGGAAAUGUACAGAGAUUUUACAAAAUCGAUUCCGGGAAAACAGCCAGCGUAUUCCGAUAUUAUGGCUUCGGGUUGCUUCGUAGAGAAUUUGGAAUUUGAGAUUUCUGGUUUUAAAACGGAUUUUGAAAAUACUACCGAAGCAACUCACAUUUAUGGCCUUAACAGCUAUGGACGCGCAUCCGAAAUUAAAAUGAAACUUGUAGAAAACACCUAUUAUGAAGAAAAAAUAGGUAUGAUAUUGUUUCGCGAUAAAGAUAAACCGUUCAAUGAUCUUCCUGAAAGCUCCGGCCAUACUAUUCUAGACAACAUACCUACGUGUAAAAUAAAUUAACAAGACUCCAAAGACCAACACGGAGAAACUAGAAUUUGAUAUCAAAAAUAUACAUGUCUAACAUGUCUCAAAUAUUAAUCGAAUAUAUUAUAAUCUAAUGUAAAAAUUACAGAAAUUAUUGUAC
Adelges cooleyi (spruce gall adelgid) is the source of this 826-nucleotide messenger RNA. RefSeq lists its product as uncharacterized. The record is from RefSeq and is a predicted model, not a curated record. The coding region runs from base 1 to 702 and encodes 233 amino acids. NCBI's taxonomy places the organism in Eukaryota, Metazoa, Arthropoda, Insecta, Hemiptera, Adelgidae. The transcript has 5 exons.